GAGGGAGCUGUUGCGCCCCUAGCGGCAAGAUACCUUUCGCGUCACCGACUGUUCCCAAAUUGUUGACGUGGUGCGGUUCGCUACCGGACAGGAAGGAUGGCCGACCAGAGCAGGCAAAUUAAACUCGCCGCAGCCAAGAAAAAGCUGAAGGAGUUUCAGCAGAAGAGUUCUCCUGCCAGUGGAGGAGGGGGUGGAAAUGGAGGAGGAGGACCAGGUGCCAAGAAGAAGAGGAAGGGAGGGAGCCAACCAGACACACCCUCGGCUGGCCUACACUCUCCAGACAAUGCCCACGUUGAUGAGGAGGUGAGACGGUCCCCUGUCACCCAGCUACUGGAGGACCCAAACGGAGAGGCCGGCCGCAGCUCCCCUGGUUCUAACCCUGCUAGCUCUAUGUCUGCUACUAACCCUGAGUGUGUCAGCCACGCCCACAACACUGACAUGCAGAAGAACUGCACCCCUGACGCCAACGGCAAUGAAAACCAUGCAGAUGAGAAUAGACCCCUUUCAUCCACAGAGAGCCUGCGGCAGCUCUCCCAGCAGCUCAACGGACUGCUCUCUGGGUCAUCCACCACCUAUGUAAAUGGAGACGGUGCUCCCUCGCCUGCCAAUGAAAAAGAACUGGAGAGUCGAAACCAGGAGCUGGCAACCGCACUGGACUCCAGCAACCUAACAAACUCUCAGCUCAGUACCAAGCUAGACCUGCUGACCAAGCAAUCUCAGGGGCUCACAGAUCAGCUGCAAAAGGAGCGAAAGGAGUUUGAACUGAAAUGUGUGAGGGAGCAAGGAGCCAUGCGAGAACAAUUACAGGUCCACAUCCAGACCAUCGGCAUCCUGGUGUCGGAGAAAUCGGAGCUGCAGACCGCACUGUCAUACACGCAGCAGGCUGCCCGCCAGAAAACAGGAGAGGCUGAGGAGCUGAGUAACCGUCUCCAGGCCACCAAACAGAGAGUCUCUGAGCUGGAGAGAACCCUGUCCUCUGUCUCCACACAACAGAAACAGUUUGACAAGCAUAACAAAGAGCUAGAGAGAGAGAGAGACAACCUGAGGCUAGAGGUGUACAGACUAAAUAGUGUGAGUGAGGAGAGGAGGCAGCAGAGUUCAGAGCUGUCAGAGCAGCUCAAGCUGAAGGUGAGUGAGAACAGUGCUAUGAGACUGGACCUGAAUGAACUGCGCAAGAGACUGGAGAUGGCUGACGUCAUGCUGCAACAGUUUUCCAGUCAGUCAGGGCCUCCCAGUGCCAACCAGCAGAUGCAGUUACUACUGGAGGAGAAAUUACAGAUUGAGGUGCACACUGCUCAGUUAAUGGAGUCGGUGGCCCAGCUGCAGACAGAGAGAGACCGUUACGCUGAGCAGAUCCAGGAGGAGGGACAAGUAUGGAAGGACAAGACAGAGCAGCUGCUCUCUCAGGUGACACUAGUAGCGGAGGAGAGAGACAGGAGCAUCAGUCAGAUCCAGGAGCUAGAAGCCCACAUCACAGACCUGAAGCACGCUGCAGCCCUUUUGUCCCAUGAGAAAGAGGCCCAGGUAGAUCCCCAGCCCUCAGGGCCCUCAGCGAGUGAACUGGCCCUCCAGGAAGCCCUCAGCAGCCUGCAGCAGGAGAGAGACUCUCUCAACACACAGUUCCAGGCCCAGCUACGUGACAACGAGCAGCUGAGUCGUAUGUGCUCGGAGCAGGAGUCCCGUCUCUCGGAGCUGGAGCGCCAUGCGGAGCGCGGGGCCGAGGAUGCGGAGGACCGCAGGCGCAUGCUGGAGGACGUGCAGAGCGACAAGGCCACCAUCAGCCGCGCCCUAGCCCAGAACCGCACCCUUAAAGACCAGCUGGCUGAGCUGCAGAACGGCUUCGUCAAACUGACCAAUGAGAACAUGGAGCUGACCACUGCACUGCAGUCAGAGCAUCACGUCAAGAAGGAGCUGGGAUGCAAGAUGGGACAACUACAGGAGGACCUGCAUAACUUCAAGGAGCAGUUGGAGCUGAAGUCUCUGGAGUACCAGGCGCUGCUGGAGCAGCGGGACCAGAUAGUGGCCCACCUACAGCAGUACUCUGCAGGCUACACGGCCCUGGCAUCUGAGCGGGAGCAGCUCCACAGACAGUACUUGCAGCAGAGCCAGCUGAUGGACCGGCUGCAGCAUGACGAGACCCAUGGAAGGGUUCAACUGGAGAUGAGCCACAAACAGCUGGAGCAAUACCAGGAGAGGCUGGAGCGGUUGUCCAGAGACAACGAGCAGCUGAAGGCUGAAGUCACAGAGCUGCUCAACAGCUCAGCCCUGGCCACACCCCCCAGAGACCAGGGAGACGGAGUGGAGAGCCAAUCCCUGCCAGAAAGCCCACAGAAGUCCUCCAUUGCUAUCCCAGAAGACUUUGAGAGCCGGGAAGAGAUGGAGGAGUUUGUGCGCGAUGCAGUGGCACGUGUGGAGGCAGAGAGAGAUGAGGUGAGGAGCAGACUGGAGGAGGAGAGGAGACUGCACCUUGCAUCCCGUCACCAGGCUGCAGCACCCAGCAUGGAGUUCCAGCACCACAGUCAUGACCAUGAACACAACCAUGACCACGGUUACAGCCAAGGCCACACUCACAGCCAUGAUGACCACAGUCACUGUGAACACACAGUCUCAGGGUCAGAGGGCGUACCAGUGGAGGUACACGAGGCCCUGUGUGUUGCCAUGGAGAAGCUCCAACACCGCUUCACCUCGCUGAUGCAGGAGAAGGCUGACCUGAAGGAGAGGGUAGAGGAGCUGGAACACCGCUGUAUACAGCUGUCUGGAGAGACUGAUACUAUAGGAGAGUACAUUGCCCUGUACCAGAACCAGAGAGCUGUCAUGAAGCAGAAACACACUGAGAAGGAGCAGUACAUCAGUAUGUUGGCCCAGGACAAAGAGGAGAUGAAGGCCAAACUGGCAGAGCUGCAGGACCUGGUCAUGAGGUUGGUGGGUGAGAGGAACGAGUGGUACAGCCGCUAUGCUGGGAUGGUGGCUAGCACUGACACUACAGCUAACCCUGACCUGCUGCCAGCUGGGGAGGACCAUGUCCAGGCUCACCACGCACACAGACGCAUGGAGCUCAAUGCUGUGGACGGACAAGAGUCUAUGGAUCUAAGUAAAGCUAUGGAAUCUGACUCCACCACCCCUGAUACCCCUCACAGUGCACCGUCAGACUUGGUCCAGAGGCUCCCCCCAGAUUCACAGGCUCUGAGGCCCCAGGAGGAUGGCACGGCCAGGCAGAUCAUGCAGCUGCUCCAGGAGAUCCAGGGGCCCCGCACCGUGCCCUUCCUGGGGGACAAUCCCUGCAUCCCCUUCUUCUACCGGCCUGACCAGCAGGACGAAGUCAAGAUCCUGGUGGUCUGAUGAUGAGACUAUGGAGCCAACUGGCAAAGUUGGUUUGGAUCCCUGGCAAUGUUGAAGGAUCUCAACACACACACCAUUCCACCACGUCACACUUAGGUCAUCUAGGAUCACACGUACACACACUUCUGGGUAUAAGUCCUUGGCGGGUCUCACAUGCAGUUUAUUAUUCACUGCACACUAAGGCUGGGAGUUGCUCAUUCCCUUAUGCAAUAAAAUAUCUCUGUCCCCUCAGUCAGUCUAUUGAAGGAGAAAUGACGGCUUUGAGUGAAGUUAGCAGCAAUAGUAUGUGUGCGUGCAUGGACUACUCUCACAGGAUCCUCAUUCACAAUGUGUGUCUGAUUCUGGAGAAGAACUGGGAUAGUCUGUUUGGUAGUGGAGACAGACGAGGCUUGGUUUUGCCCUGUGGGCUGUGUCUCAAUUAAUUUAUUUGUCUCUUUUCCUCCAUGACAACUGAUGGGCAACAAAACAUACUCAGGCAUUUGGUCAUGAAUGGAAGGAGACUGAUACACAGCCUUAGGUAGGUGUUGGUGUGUUCUAUGGCAGUGGAGGUAGUGUGUCAGUGAAACAGGUGGAAUAGUGAAGGUCAGUAUCAAUUCAGGCUGGAGCCUUGACCUAACUGGGGAGAAAGCAAGUCAGGAAAGCAUUGGUAAAGACACUAGCAUUUGGCACAAGUUUGCAUUGUUCACUUAAUUUCUAAGUAGGGGAACACAAUGACGUCAUAGGAAAGAGGAACGUGAACGUAGACACAUGGCUGCGCUCCCCUACAAUUACCUUGUCUAUCCACCCUCUUCCAUUUGGAAACAGUGAAAUCUGAACACAUGCAUGUACAGUAGAGCUUUCUCUUAUGCCAAUGAGCCAGUCAGUUCUAUUCCCCUAGUUUGCUCUGCGUUUAUUUAUUUCAUGUCCCAUUUUCAUGUCAUCUCUUGUUUAUCAAUCGUUCAAUUCCAUUGUGCUUGUUGCCCCUCUACAUAUCAUUGAUAUGAAGUUGCUCCCUUUGAGACUGGAUGGAGAUUGUCUGUGAUAAAUGAUCCAAUAUCAAUUGUAUCCCUAAUGAUCUGAAUGUAAGUGGUCUCUUCUCUCUAGUUUCAUGGGCUUUUGUUGUUCAUGGGCUUUUGUUGAUUGUACAGAGCUUCUACUAAAAUCCUGUCCCAUCUCACUUGUUUUUUUGGACAGUAGUUUUUCUAUGGCAGACCCAUUCUAGGCAUUGGAUUUCUGUGCUUGGAGCCCUAUGAUGUCAUGAGUGCUCUUUGGCACAUCUUGGCCGAGGGUUCCACUCAAAGCUAACGAAUGGAGACUAAAGCUUGUGUGUUGAAGUGACCGAGAGCGAGUGAGAGUGUGUGUACACUUGGAGGAUGUACAGGUAUGUGUGUGUAUAUAUAGUGUUGUAUUAAUCCUAGUAACACAAGGCAGAGGAAAUGGGGGUUAAGCUCUGCUGUUUGAUUGGAAGGUCCUCCUGUUUUUGGAGAAACUUCCCAUGAUGGGGGGGUGUGUGUGUACUCAUAAUAUUUGUUGAUUUUGAAUUUCGAGGCUUCCGUAGUGUCUUUGUUGUUGACUACCGAUGUCAGAUUUUUUUAUUCAAGAAUGGAAGUCUUUAACUCUAUUGAUUACCCCUAUCUUAAUGAAAAGCAAAAACAGUCUGAAAAAUAGUAAGGUGGUUUUUGAUAAUGCUAUGAGGAAAGUAUUGGUUGUGGAGGAUGUUUUCAGGUCUGUAGAGGUGUGUGUGUAAGUGUUUACUUGGUCUGCAUUAGUUGCUAAACCAACUCUACCCUGAAGCGCAGCACUUUUCACAGUAGGACUUGACACAGUUUCUGUUGAAAGUGAAUGGACCGUUACCCCAAUCUGAAUUAAAUUCCUGGCUUAGCGUUCUCUUAUGCUUAUGAAAAAUAUUGUAAUUUAAAAUAGUUAACUUUUGUUUUGGGAGUAGUAAAACCAAGAGAAUCUUUUCAAAUAAUUUAAAAUGCCAUUAUUUUGACGGUGACGAGAUACAACUAAUAGAUUAAACUGAUUUCCCCCCCCCCCCAACACAAACUUUAUAAUUCAAUAUAAUUCAAUGUUUAUUUUGAAUGGAUGUGUGAUUAAACAGAUGAUUUAGAGACAGAGUUGAAGAUUUUCUGUUGUAAAGGAGCUGUAUAUACUGUAACUGUGUAAGAUAUUGUACAGUAUAUUCAUUCUGCCUGGUGUGGGAAUAAAGGUAAUGGCUGUUUGUAGUGUUGCUAGCAGCCCAGAGCGUUUGUCUGUCUGUUUGUGUGAGCAAUUGUUGGACACACAGCUGAGGGGUAGGGGUGAUGUCUUUGUAUUAAAUGAAAGGUUAACUAAAUUAAAAUAUAUUUAUUAGGCAUAAUUAUCCAAACUAAUCCGUUGUAAUGCAAUGUAGGCUGUUUGGGGAAGUUGAAGGAUCGUUGAGCUACACUACAUUUCUGAUGUGAUUUCUCCUGUAAGAUUUAUUUUCUCCCCUCCUGAAUAAAACUGAUUGAGCAAAGUA
Molecule: messenger RNA, 5821 nt
Organism: Oncorhynchus kisutch (coho salmon)
Lineage: Eukaryota; Metazoa; Chordata; Actinopteri; Salmoniformes; Salmonidae
Product: golgin subfamily A member 2-like
Exons: 26
Coding region: 97-3339 (1080 amino acids)
Biological process (GO): Golgi organization
Cellular component (GO): Golgi cis cisterna; cis-Golgi network; Golgi apparatus
Molecular function (GO): protein binding
Source: RefSeq, a predicted model, not a curated record